This is a messenger RNA of Neohortaea acidophila, 1620 nucleotides long. RefSeq names its product phosphoribosyltransferase-like protein. Gene Ontology annotation, cellular component: cytoplasm; ribose phosphate diphosphokinase complex. Gene Ontology annotation, molecular function: magnesium ion binding; ribose phosphate diphosphokinase activity. Lineage: Eukaryota; Fungi; Ascomycota; Dothideomycetes; Mycosphaerellales; Teratosphaeriaceae. Gene Ontology annotation, biological process: 5-phosphoribose 1-diphosphate biosynthetic process; ribonucleoside monophosphate biosynthetic process; purine nucleotide biosynthetic process. Bases 1 to 1620 code for a protein of 539 amino acids. The transcript has 6 exons. The record is from RefSeq and is a predicted model, not a curated record.
AUGCGUCAGGUGUGCAUCUUCUCCGGCUCCUCCCACCCCCAACUCGUCCAAUCCAUCUGCGACCGCCUGGGCCAGAAGGUUUCCAAGGCCAAUCUCAAGAAAUUCGCCAAUGGCGAAACCUCCGUAGAGAUCCAGACGUCGGUGCGCGAUCAAGAUGUCUUCAUUGUUCAGAGUGGCAGCGGAGGCAUCAAUGAUAAUGUCAUUGAAAUGCUCAUCAUGAUUGCCGCCUGCAAAGGCGGCUCUUCUCGCUCCAUCACCGCUGUCGUCCCCUACUUCCCCUACUCCAGACAAAGCAAGCAAAAAACCCAUCGAUCCGCCAUCACCGCCAGAAUGCUCGCCAACCUCAUGCGCGUUGCCGGCGUCGACCACGUCGUCACCAUCGAUCUUCACGCCACCCAAAUGCAAGGCUUCUUCAAGUGUCCGGUCGACAACCUCCGAGCCGAGCCGCUCAUCGCGAAAUGGAUCCGAUUGAACAUCCCCGACUGGCGAGAGGCGGUGGUGGUCAGCAAGAAUCCUGGCGGCACAAAACGCGUCACCUCUCUCGCAGACGUCUUGCAGUUGAGCUUUGGCAUAGUCACCACGGACCGGCGAAGACAGCACCCACCGGGGAGCAUGCACAACAGCGCAAUCUUUGAACCGAUUGGAACAGAUGGCACAAAUGAGCCGGGCACACUCAAGGAAGAGGCCGCACUCGUGGAGGAAUUCGAGCGUGCAACCAUCCAGCCCGAUUCCGCACAAACAAAUCAUUCUACAAACGGCUGGCGUCCUCGCCCUCACCGCUCCGUGAGCACGACAUCCAACAACAUGCGGAAUCGUUUAUCUAACGGCCAUGGCGACUACACCUCCAGUCCUUUGGUCAACUCCACCAGGGCUGCAUCGAUUACGACUGAUGACGAAGGUGACGGCUCCCACCCUCUGCAAAGAGUGACAACGGCCCCUGGCGUCUCCAGGUUGCACCGUGAUGAUGAUGGCUACGAAGAUUCCGACGACGACGACGACGACAACACAGAUGAGAACGCCCGAGACGUCAUCACCGGCCGCCUAAUCCACGGCCACAUAGUCGACGACGACGACGACUUCGUCUCCAUGCGCUCCGCCUCCAUCCACGAAACCGACGACCACCCCGCAGACACCAUGGCACAAAGCUUCAUCUCCACCACAUCCGAACGCAUGCGCGCGCCCCGCCAUGGCCUCGGUGGCACCGGCGACGCGACCGCCUCCGACGAAGAAGAAGAAGAGGCACUUCAAGACCCCGACAUCGAAACGACCGUCACCCUCGUAGGCAACGUGCGCAACAAACCCGUGCUCAUCGUCGACGACAUGAUCGACAAAGCAGGCUCAUGGAUCGCCGCGGCCGAAACGGUGGUGAAGCGCGGCGGCGCGACCAAAGUCUACUGCAUGGCGACGCACGGGCUCUUCGGCGGCAACAGUUUGCACGAGCUCGAGCAGUGCGAAGAAAUCGAGGCGGUCGUCGUCACCGAUGCCUUUCCCAUUCCGGCGGAGAAGAAGCGCGGCAUUUCGAAGCUCGUCGAGCUGGAUGUUAGUGGCUUGUUGGCUGAGGCGAUUCGGAGGAACCACUAUGGCGAGAGCAUCAGUCAGCUCUACCAGCAUUUCGAGUGA